Molecule: messenger RNA, 5515 nt
Organism: Cuscuta epithymum
Lineage: Eukaryota; Viridiplantae; Streptophyta; Magnoliopsida; Solanales; Convolvulaceae
Source: the annotation of a GenBank genome assembly
AAAGAGGGUGAGGGGAAGACAGUUCCAGAUGGCACAAACGUGAAGCUGCAGUCGGGAAGGGGUUAUCUGGAGCUCUCAAACUUCUGAAAGAUCGAGGGUCACUCAAGGAAGCAAUCGAAUGGGGCGGUCGAAACAUGGGCAAGAAAAAAAGUAAUCUUGUGGGUAUUAUGGAUGAGGAAGGGCCUAAAGAAAUACGCAUCGAAAGGACUGAUGAGUAUGGUCGGAAUUUGACUCCAAAAGAGUCGUUUAGGCGGCUGUCCCAUGCAUUCCAUGGAAAGGGACCUGGCAAACCAUUGCAAUCGAAACAAGAAAAACGCAUGCGGAAAAAUCUGCAAGAGAUAAAGAUUAAACAAAUGAGGAAUUCAGACAAACCAUUGCAGUCGGUGGAGAGAAUGAGGGAAGCUCAAGAAAAGCUAAAGACACCUUAUUUGGUUCUAAGUGGGGAUGUUAAACCAGGUCAAACUAGAGAUCCCAGAAGUGGUUUUGCUACUAUUGAGAAGGACUUUCCUGGAAGGUUAACACCCAUGCUUGGUAAUGAAAAGGUUGAACACUUCUUGGGCAUAAAGAGGAAACCUGACUCUGCCUUGCAAAAGAAACCCAGAUACUGAUUGGCUACUUUUUGGCUAAUCUCUACAUUCUCAAGGUGAAAGUUGUCCUCAUUCUUGUCCUAAGCUCAGAUGUUUUAUCUGAGACUGGUCUAUAACAUCUGAUUGUAUGAUCACUUGAAAAAGUGCGUUUGGAGCUGCAUGUUUGUGUGUGUCUCAGUAGCUAUUUGUUCAUGUAAGUUUUAUUUUCACUUGAUAAUUUUUGUUCCUACUUUGCUGAUUUUAUAAUUGAUACGUUUAACAGUUUAGCUAUUGUUGUUGUCUCAUACUAAAAUCUUAUAAUACGUUUAAGAUUAGGACUUCUGUGUACUUAUAAAAUAAGGAGUAUGUGCCACCACCUACCAACUACAAGUUCAGGUCGAUAGCUAUGUGAUAGAGAAUAUUCCUCCAGACACAUCUCCUCCGGAUAUAAGUUCUUAUUCAGAUCUGAAUAUACAGAAAAUAUCAACACACUCACAAUUUCGGAGUAGAAUAAUUGAGAGGAAACACAUCUGGUCCCACACCUUACCAUGUACUCAUAUCAAUAUGACAUGUGAGUGAGUGAGGAGACUUCCUGAUUGAUAUCCACUUGCACAUAUUUGACUAUUUAAUGACUAGCCACUCAAUGAAGAAGGGUGAGAAUUUCCUAGCUACAACCUCAUUUCCUACGAGACAUCACCCCCAUCUCUCUCCUCUCAUACGCAUGUAUAUUUCUUCUUCCUAGUUUAUUUUUCCAUCAAUGGCUUCCCUAAAAGCUUCAUAUAUGCUUUGUACAUGUAACCUCUCCCACACAACGAUAAUAAAAGCUCCCGGCUCCCGUUGGCAUGGUACCGCCCAAAAAGGCCCGUGGUUUUCACCGAUUUGGUUUCCACGAUAAAAUACUCUGUCCGCUCUAAUUUCUUUAUUUACUCGAUCGGGACAAUUAGUUCCAUCACUAUGUAUUUAUGUAUGUGAAAUCUAUAGUAUCACCUGAAAUGAGAAGUUAACUUCAAAUUUUAGAAGAAUACAAUCUGGAUUGAUCUACUGAAUUGGAUAAAUAAGUCUGGUCUUCUCUGAGUAUAAUACGCCCUACAUUCACCAAACUUGUAAAACAGUUCUUCAUUUUGGAAAUGCUUUUAAUAAGAGUAACUAUGCCUGCCAUGAAGAACAGAUGAUCCUCCCCUUUUUGAAUCUUAGAUGAUUAGAUCUAAUAGACUCAAUAAGAUCUUCAAAGUCAGUAGCCUUUAAACCGUUUUACCGAGGAGUUCUCGUAUAGGAAUCUCUGUUUACAAAGUUAGAUGUCUGACCUAAACUUUUUAAUUUUUUAAACGUGAUUAGAAUGUGCUACCGCCUACCACAUCCCAUAGCACAUAAAAUGAAAUAAUUUUCUUUCAUUAAAGAGUAAUAUGGUUUAUAAGUGUCAUGAUUACUUAUUUAGUACUACCUCCGUCCCGCUUUACUUAUCUAAACAAUUACGGAGUACUUAUUUAGUCAAAACCAGAAGUGGUUUAUAAGUCCCGAUUGUCCCAUUUUACUAUUUCGGUCCGUCCCACACCUUAUUUGGUAAAGUUUGUGUGACUCUAAAUCAUUCUUACUUUAUUCUUACUUUAUCAAUUCAAUAUCAACCACAUAAUCCACUUUUUAUAGAUUUGCGUGCCACCCCCUCUUGUCCGAUUGUUAGUGGGACGGAGGGAGUAUAACUAAAAGACGUGGAAAUGAGGAUAAAGCAACAAUAUGAGAUGAAAAUUUGGUUUUAAGUAUUAUUAUGUACUUGCCUAAUAAACAUAAUUACAUGACCUCAACAACAAACCCCUCUGGAGUGUUGCUAGACAAUAAGUUAUAACCCCUCUGGACACGUGUCUACACUAAACCCAAACUAGUCUUGUUUCAUUUAAAUUCUAACAUAUACUCCCUAUUAAGGCAUUCUACGUGUUGUUAAAACUUACCCAUACUUCUGCACAAAGAAUCAGAUGGGUAACCAAGGAAAAAAUAAGACAAAUAAACAAGUAGUGGAGAUAAAUGAUGAUGAAGAAGAGAAAGACCUUAAGGAUUUUGAUAGUGAUGAUAGAAGGGAUGACGGUGAGAAGGCUAUAAGAUAUAAAUAUAUACUUAUUCUUCCAAAGAGUUUCAAAUCGUCAUAUAUGUGAUAUGUCUGUUUUGUGUAUAAAUUCUCAUUUUGAAUUAUCAUGUUUAAUGACGUGAUCAUAUAUAUGUUCGUGUUUGAGACUUUUUGGACUUUUAUUAUGCAUAUCUAUUGUUGGUUAUUACUAGUUUAACUAUUUUCAGUUUUACUUGUUGGUAAAUUUUGAGGCUAACGCCUCGCCUCUCUCGAACAACCCGCCUAGAUACUCGAACUAGCUUUUUUAAACUUUGAUUAUUGUAGCCAUGUCUUAUGGAGUAAUGCAUUUCCUAUAUACAGUCAUAACUAUGGUUUAGUGACUUUAGUCCAAGAAUCGAUUGGCAGGAUGGAGAAGAUCCUCCUUGGAUUUUUCUAUGCAGGUAAUAAUAAUGCAUUUGAUAAAACUCUAAUGCACAUUUCUCUAGGUUUUAAAAUUUAAUGAUAGGUAACAACAGAAUUGUAGAAAUACAGAAAUUAUGGAAUUAAAUGGAUCCACACAGCCAAAAGUAAAUCUCGGAUCACAUUAUGAAAAACCAGAAUUACAGUAGAAAGGAAGAAGACAGACUAGGCAAUUCGAGAGUGUCUUGCUCUCCAAGUUCUGACCCACUAACAGCCUACCUCCUCUCUCCUCUUCGUUCUUUUUAUUCCCUCUUCCCCUUACUAACCAUCCACCUCAGCCACUAAUUAGUUAUUCUACCCCUGCUUGUGUACACCCCUUAGAAGCCUCCGAAGUCCUAUCACUCCCCCCCCCUUUAAAAUCACCUUGCCCUCGAGGUGGAAGUCAGGGAAUUGCUUCUGGAAUUGAUGUCAGUCUUCCCAGGAAUCUUCAAAUGCUGGUAAUUGUCUCCAAUGCACCAAGAUCUCUUUAUUUCCUCCCGGAGUUAUUCUGCAUUCAAUCACUUCCUCCAGUUGAACUUGUGGUUUCCAAUCCUCAGUCAAACAAGCUGGAAGAGGUUGCACAGGGGGUGCUGGGAUUUAGGGCCUUCUUUAAAAGAGAUAUACGAAGUAUGAAAGACAGGACACACCUUACUACUUUCUGGUAGAUUCAACUUGUAGGCCACCUGAUUGAUUUUCUCAACCACCUCAAAAGGUCCAUAAUACCUGGGGCUCAGCUUUUGAUUGAGUUUCAUAGCUAAAUCUUACUGUUUAUAAGGCUGAAUCCUUGGGAAAACCUUAUUCCCUACUUCCACCUGGCUAUCCUUCCUCUUCUUGUUAGCCUAUUGUUUCAUUUGAUUCUGAGUUUUGGCUAGAUUACCCUUUAACUCUUCCAGCAUCAUGUUCCUCUCAACAAUCUGGUCACCUCAUCUACAGCAGUCAAAGCAGCAUCUCCCUUUAUUAACGCAGGUCACAGGUAGUUCUUGUCCAUAUAAUGCUUUGUAGGGAGUAGUUUUCAAGGAAGCAUGAAAGUUGGUAUUAUACCGUAUUCUGCCCAAGGAAGCCAUUUAGGCCACUGCUUGGGCUUGCUUCCAUUAGUACACCUCAAAUAGGUUUCCACACGCCUAUUCACUACCUCAGUCUGCCACUCUGCCCAUCAAUUUGGGGGUGAUAAGUUGUGCACUUGUGUUGUACCUUGGUCUAGUUCAUGCUAAUUGAAAUAGUUCAGACUAGAACGUACUCACUAUUUAGAAAGAUGUUAUCUCUGUCUGAUACUAUCAUCAUCAUCAUUACCCCCGCAGAGGUUCCCGCCUACAGUGGGGUAAGGGAGGGUCGAAUGUACGUAGCCUUAACCCUGUACUAUAGCACAGAGAGAUUGUUUCCGGAUGACCCAUGGUGUAAAUUGCGUAAAAUAUUGCUUGGACUGGCUCUUUCUUCAUAACAAAGAAGCGCAGACAGUUCAGUGAGCCAUUUUGCUUUAUUCCAUCAUAUUCUCAAGCCAAAGAAUAAUGAGUCUUUACUCCAUUGCAAAUUAUAGAAAUCUCUGUCUGAUACUAUGGACUUGGGAAGUGCAUGCAAUCUGACCACCUCUUGUAUGAAAAUCUCUGCAACUCCUUUAGCUGUAUGCCUGUAUAGGGAUGAGAUGGUGCAAUGAAAUGGGCAAGCUUGGUCAGUCUGUCCACUACCACUAGUUUUUCAUCUUUGCCCAUUUCCCUAGGUAGUCCACCACUCCACUCACAAAAUACAUGCUUAUGUCUAUCCAUAUUUAGGUAGGAAUGGGAAGUGGAUGGAGGAAUCCUGAAUGUAUAAUGAGGAAUAUAUGUUCAGAAGCUCUGGAUGACAUAAACAAAAUUAAGGCAACUCUUGGCCUUCUGUUCCUGGUACAAUGCUGAAGCCACACGUCAAGGUUAGUUAAUGUGGAAAUGGAAAAAGAGUACUCCAUCGGCUUGCUGACUUAUGACCAAGGAAGCUGCUGACUUUUGAAUGACAUAGGCGAAGUUCUACCUUCACUGGUACUGGUAUUUUCACCCGUGCAACAAAAUUUCCUAAUCAUUUAGGGAUUCCCACUUCCCCUUGAUUAUCUUUAUACUUUCCUUUUUAGUCCAUCUCAAAAUUAUCUUUCAUUCGGUUCAAAUAUUAAAAACCAGAUUCACCUUAUUAUUUUGAUGAUACAUCAGCAUUCAUGUAGGCACAUAUGGGAGUAUUGCAGUUGCUUACUUCAAAAUGUAAUUAACGUGGGAAUGGAAAAGGAGUACUCUAUCAGCUUGCUGACUUAAUGACCAAGGAAGCUGCUGUUUUUUGGAUGACAUUGGAUUUCUAUUUUCUACCUUCAUUGAUAUUCUGAAUGUGAACUUCUUAUUAACCAAAUCAUAUUUUAAAAGAAAUAGGUAUCAUUACUUAUUUACUUUCAUAAGAAAUCAGCAGAGCCCUUGCCAAGUACUCUGCAAGGCAAAUCAGG